Messenger RNA from Telopea speciosissima, 1463 nucleotides. Its product is annotated as glucan endo-1,3-beta-glucosidase 12-like. The transcript has 5 exons. The coding region runs from base 604 to 1383 and encodes 259 amino acids. The record is from RefSeq and is a predicted model, not a curated record. NCBI's taxonomy places the organism in Eukaryota, Viridiplantae, Streptophyta, Magnoliopsida, Proteales, Proteaceae.
AAUGGUGAUCAUAAGAGAUGGAAGAAUAAAGAAAGGGAGAGACAAGGAAGCACACCCCACCAGCCGAACUUAGACUUUCUUAAUUUCUUCCUUCCCACCUUUGGUUUUUAUAAGUUUUGAUUUAGUCCCAUAAAACAGUAAAAGAGAGAGAGAAAGAGAAAAAGAGAGAAAAGAAAAUGCUUCCCAUCAUCAUUACCGUUAUUAUCAUUACUUCAUCAAGCCCACAGACCAGACUUAAAAUCCAAAUAAGUCACUACCUGGCCCUCUUUUCUCCUUCCAUUCACCUUUUUUAUUCUUUUUGCACCUGCUCUUGCGUGCACCUUCCCACACACAUGCCUCCUUUCUCAAGUUUUCUUUUAUUCCCUCCUCUCCUUCUCUCUUUUCUUCUCCAUUUUACUUCGAUCCAAGGAAGCUCUGAUUCUUCAAAAUAUAUGUAUCUAAUUGAUAAAGGCACACAGGGAAUUAUCCUGCUUCUUUUUCAACCCCAGUGAUAACUCUCUUAUUUGAGAAAUUUUAGCUAUCUCUUUGUUUCAAACUGAGGAGACAAACUAAGGAAGUUUGGAGGAGAACUAGGAGAAGAAGAAGAAGAAAAAGCUUGGAAGGAUGGGCGCAAGGGUUCGUCAGUUUCUCAUGUUCUUCCUCUUGGGUAUUUUCCUUUGUGCAGGUUCAAUUGUUACAGAGACACCUUUGAAUAUUGGAUCAACUAGGCACACCAAAGAGUUAUUAGACCAUGAAGAAUUAGCAACCAAAAGAGAUGUCAUCACACCUAUAACAACAGUUCCAGUGGUCAAUCCAACUCCCACAACAAUUCCAACUCCAAUGCCAACUACUACUCCUCCUCCUACUAUGACAGACCCAGUCACAACACCGGCAACACUGACACCGACAAUUACAAGCCCAAGUAGUACUACUCCGGCACCAGGAAUCCCUGCAUCAACAGGAGGAAGUUGGUGUCUUGCAACCCAAAGUGCUUCAGAAACUGCAUUGCAGGUGGCCCUUGACUAUGCCUGUGGAUACGGAGGUGCAGAUUGUUCAGCAAUUCAACCAAGUGGACCUUGUUACAACCCAAAUACAGUUCGUGAUCAUGCAUCUUAUGCAUUCAAUAACUACUACCAGAAGAACCCAAAUCCGAAUAGCUGCAACUUCGGAGGAACAGCUGUUGUAACAAAUAUUGAUCCAAGUAACGGAUCCUGUUCGUAUCAAUCGACGAGUACCAGUGCAUCAGUUUUGAACACUACAAACCCAAUAGGAUCUACAGUUUAUGGAGCAGAACCUAAUGGAUCCACCAAUUCAGCAGCAGUAGCCAGUGUUUCACAUAGUUUUUUGAAGCUCUUCAACAUGGCAUGCAUUUUAGUCUCAGUUCUAGCAGUAAGAUGGAUAUGACAGAAACUUCAAUCCACAACAAGGCAAUUCCCUCAAUUGCCCCCAUCAGGCUAUUUGUUCUGUGAGCAUAAAUAUAGUAA